CAUAUUUAUUAUUUUUAGGUUAAUUUUAUCCAAUUUUUUAUCGUAUUUUGCUGAUUUUGAUUCCCGUGUUAAAGUGGCACAUAACAAAGUGCUGUUUGUGCUUUAAUAAAACCGGAUAAAAAUUUAUUACUGAUUAGUGUAGUAGUUUAUAGUCGUUACCAUGGGUGAACGAAAGGGGCAGAAUCUCUACUACCCCCCCGACUAUGACCCUACGGUCGGGGGGUUGAACAAAUUCCGGGGUACCCACGCACUGAGAGAACGAGCCAGGAAACUCCACAUGGGGAUCCUUAUCAUCAGAUUUGAGAUGCCCUAUAACAUCUGGUGUGAUGGCUGCAAGAACCACAUUGGUAUGGGUGUGAGAUAUAAUGCUGAGAAAACGAAGAUAGGGAUGUAUUACACUACACCUGUGUACCAGUUCAAAAUGAAAUGUCAUUUGUGCAACAACCAUUUUGAAAUCAAGACUGAUCCAGCCAAUCUAGAUUAUGUCAUAGUAUCAGGUGCAAGACGUCAAGAGAACAGAUGGGACCCAACAGAAAAUGGUCAGAUUGUUCCGGAAACCAAAGAAACUCAAAAGCGCCUGUUUGACGAUGCUAUGUUUAAAUUGGAACACAAAGUAGGAGAUGAGGAUGUCAGCAAACAGGACAAACCCCGGAUUAACAGACUAGUUGGCAGAAACGAAUCAGUGUGGAAGGAUGACUAUGAGGCAAACUGUGGUCUAAGAAGGAAUUUUAGGAAAAGAAGAAAAGAGCUUGAAGAAUCUGCAGUCAACGACGGGUUACUGCUAGCCAAAUCUUCUCUCAACAUCCAUCUCUUACCAGAGUCUGAAGAUGACAGAAAUAUGGCCUCCCUUCUCUCUCUAAGACCCUCACAGAGUAGUGAAGAGUCACAGAAUAUUACCAGAAACAAAAUACUUAACACUCCAGCUUUACCAAGCUCCAGUGGACUUUUAACCAGCUUUGGCGGAUUGAAAAAAGAGGAAUCGCUUAGUAAGUGUGCACCUUUAACUAGAAAUGCUCUAGGCAUAAUGGUCAAAAGAAAAAAGGUUGAAAAUAUUAUAGAAGGGGAAAUAAAUGGUAAUGAGUCAAAUAAUCUAGGAGAUAAAGUAAAAAAUUAUGAUGAAUUUAAAUAUACAUCCAAAAGUGAAGCCAAAAUGGAAACAGAAAGUAAGAAUAAUAUUAAUAAUAAUGAAGAAAAGGUUCAGGAAAGUAAAAGUGAAAAUAAAGAAAAAAUGGAAAAUAAGGAUCAAGGAGAAGUUAAGAAUAAUGAAGUCAGUGGAAAUAAUAAAAAUGAAGAUACAAUAGAAAAUGAAAAUAUAAAGAACAGUGAAGUCAAACAAAACAUUUCUUUAGUCUGCGACUAUAGUUCUAGUGGAGAAAGUACUGAUUGAAUAUUAAAAAAUCAAUACGUAUAUAAUUAUUUGGAAUAUUGU
Pararge aegeria (speckled wood butterfly) is the source of this 1429-nucleotide messenger RNA. RefSeq names its product coiled-coil domain-containing protein 130 homolog. Bases 161 to 1387 code for a protein of 408 amino acids. Gene Ontology annotation, biological process: mRNA splicing, via spliceosome. Gene Ontology annotation, cellular component: post-mRNA release spliceosomal complex; U2-type spliceosomal complex. Lineage: Eukaryota; Metazoa; Arthropoda; Insecta; Lepidoptera; Nymphalidae. The record is from RefSeq and is a predicted model, not a curated record. The transcript is spliced from 4 exons.